AUGCUAAUUCCCUUAUUUCUCUCCUUAAUCCCUUUCAUCAGCUCCCAAACGUGCCCAGAUAUUCAAGCUUCCUCUUGCGAAGAAAAACAAAAUAUGUCCAGAACUCUGCGCACCAUUGCAAGAAUCAUAAACCCUCCAGAGCUUCCAGAAGGUGAUGGAGCUCGUGUUAGGCGUGUAGUCGGGACUAAUCAGCUGAAAAACCUAGAUCCUUUUCUUAUGAUGGACCACUUUUUUGUCUCGAAGCCUGCAGGCUUCCCUGAUCAUCCUCAUAGAGGCUUUGAAACCGUGACUUAUAUGAUCACUGGGUCUUGUAAGCAUGAAGAUUUCAAAGGCUAUGCAGGAGAAAUUGGUCCAGGAGCUGUGCAGUGGAUGACAGCUGGUAAAGGAAUUAUGCAUGCUGAGAUGCCUGGGACUGAUAGUAUGGAAGGGCUGCAGCUUUGGGUGAAUUUAAGCAGAGAGUAUAAGAUGUGCGAACCAAACUAUCAAGAUGCUGGGGAGUCAGAAAUUUUGAAGGUAGAAGGUGAUGGAGUGAGAGCUACUAUUAUAGCAGGGACAUGUCUUGGACAAACUGCUAGAACAGUGACAAGAACACCUACCUAUUACUUUGUAGUUGAGUUGGAAAGAGGAAAAACCCUUAAUCAAGAAAUCCCUGAUGGGUGGAAUGGAUAUGUUUAUGUUCUUAAUGGGACUGUCUCAAUAGGAAAUUCAAAUUUAUCAAGGUUUCAAGCAGGAAUUUUAACUCAAAACGGAGAAUUAAGAAUAGAAAGUAGCGAGGGAGCGAAAUUUGCUUUGCUGGCAGGAAGACCAAUAGGUGAGCCUGUGGUGCAAUAUGGGCCAUUUGUUAUGAACACUCGUGAAGAAAUAGAAGAAACCUUUAAUGAUUUCAGAAGCUACAGAAAUGGGUUUGAAGCAGGCAGAGGUUGGGUCUCAAAGAUCAGAGAUGGAUAA
Molecule: messenger RNA, 948 nt
Organism: Blepharisma stoltei
Lineage: Eukaryota; Ciliophora; Heterotrichea; Heterotrichida; Blepharismidae
Source: the annotation of a GenBank genome assembly